Molecule: messenger RNA, 1772 nt
Organism: Daldinia caldariorum
Lineage: Eukaryota; Fungi; Ascomycota; Sordariomycetes; Xylariales; Hypoxylaceae
Product: indoleamine 2,3-dioxygenase family protein
Exons: 3
Coding region: 179-1657 (492 amino acids)
Molecular function (GO): heme binding; metal ion binding
Source: RefSeq, a predicted model, not a curated record
GCAUCCUGCUGUUGAGGCCGGAACUGUUCCGGCCACCGUCUAUAUUAGCACGCGAAUCUGACCGCUACUCAAAUCAAAGGCCUCAUCUCCCAUACCUCAAGCUUUCUUUGGAGUCCACAAACUUGCUUACACAACGCCUAUAAAUCGUUCAAGUCAUAUCACUUCAAAAUCCCCCAACAUGUUCAUUCCCAAGUCAUCCUUCGAAGUCCUAGAAGACACCAAACCUAAUGAUGUCUCUCUUCCUGCCUUCAUGGUCUCAACAACUCGGGGUUUCUUGGCACGAAUGGAUCCUAUCGUGACACUCCCUCCCGAGUUCGAGUCGAUCGAGACUCUACUCCAAGCAAUGCCCGUACGGACUCAGUCAGGCAAUCCUGGGCUACUUGCUACUGGCCAGCUAGGUGAUGCUGUACUGCAAGACCUCCCAGAUCUGACUGAGCAGGUCGAGAAAUACCGUGAUAACCUCCCCAUGAUGAACGCUUUAUAUCGCGACUACUCUUUUCUUGCGUCGGCGUUCUUGCUGGAGCCUUGUCACAUGAGGUUCGUCAAGGGUGAGCCAUAUGGAUUAGGGAGACCCUUCCUUCCAGCCCAACUCUCGCGGCCUAUUGUCCGCUGUGCCGAGCUUGCUGGCUUUAAACCCUUCAUGGAGUACGCAGGCUCAUAUGCCCUGUUCAACUAUCGUCUCCAAGAUCCAGAAGCCGGUCUCGAGUACUCCAACUUGCGUCUCAUUCGGGCUUUCGAGCAUGGUCUAGACUCUAGCUCGUCCGAAGCUGGCUUUGUACUAGUACACAUCGACAUGGUGAAGAACUCGGGUCCCUUAGUUAGCGGUACAAUGUCAUGCCUGCGCGCUCUCGACAACGCGGAGACUGUCUCAGCCCAGCAGCAGAGAAUUGCAUUCAAUGAGGGCCUGCGCACCAUCGUAGACGCUAUGAAAAAGGUCAACGGCGUCAUGGAAACAAUGUGGAUGAAAUCCAAGCCGCGAUCGUAUACCAGUUUUCGCACCUUCAUCUUCGGCAUCACAUCUCAGUCCAUGUUCCCCAAUGGCGUCGUUUACGAGGACGUUAAUGACGGUAAACCCAUGAGCUUCAGGGGUGAAAGUGGGGCAAACGACACCAUGAUUCCGUUGAUGGACAAUUUUCUUCAGGUCGAAAUGCCAGACACGCCUCUCACAGAAAUCCUUAAGGACUUCAGGGAUUACCGACCGAGCAAUCACCGCCAGUUCCUUGCUGAAGUGAAGAAGUGCGCAGAAGAGUUACAUGUGAAGGAUUUUGCCCUAGCUCUUGGUAUCGAGCAUAAACCAGAAACAGAGAAAGAGGACCUGGAACUAGUAAAGGAGUCCCGACGACUUUGGAUCGACGCUCUAAACCAGGUUCGUGACUUCAGGUGGCGACACUGGUGUUUUGCUCGCGAGUACAUCCUGAAACAGACUUCGCACCCCACGGCCACGGGAGGCAGUCCGAUAGUAACCUGGCUUCCGAAUCAGCUCCAGGCUGUCAUGGAGGAGAUGACGGAGAUUGCUGACAAUGUCGGUGGGCGAACUGGUCCUAUGGAACUUGGACCUGAGCAUCGGGAUAUUAUGGACCUGGUUGACAGGCAGAAGCAAAGCCUGCAGAAGGAAGUAGAAAAGUACUGCAAAGAACGCGGUAUAAGCACUUAUUAAUAUGUGUAUACCUCGCAUGUAUUCUUGGCCCUUGAGUGCGUAUAAUAUUAACUGUAGCUAGCUUUUAUAGUGGUGCGAAAGAAAGAAAGAAUUUACAUAAGUCACAUAUCUCCAU